CUGACUCCGCCCCCCUGAGGGCAGAGGAAACAGAUGAGGAGGAGGAAGUGGUGCAGACUGUUGGGUAGUUCUCGAGUCGUCAUGACGACUUCACACCCUACCAUUACCAGAGCCAGCUUCCUGUUGCCACGGUGACUUGAUCCUGUUCCAUCUCUUCUCCAAAUUGGGCUGAUAAAGGAAAGCAGUCCCAGAGCACAGUCUCCUUUCCCUGAAAACAGCUCAUGGAUGGGACAGUGAAUCACAUGCAAGGACGCGGAUCGGAGUAGAGGAAGGUGCGGUGCGCUGGGAAUGCUGUGGGAGUAACACUGGAGUGUUGCCUGGAAACAGCAGCAUGCCAAUACAGCAGAUAACUGUGGUUCCAUCCAAGGAGACAGCCAGCAACAGCAAGAGAACUCCUCGCUCCAAAGAUAAAAACGAGCAGGGGAGGAAGCCCCUUGGGCGCUCAGGGAGUCGGUCCAGCAACAUCUCCAAGGUCAGUAACUCUACAACAGGACUAACUACUGCCUCAAGGAAAUCGAUCACCCUGUCUUCUCAGGACAUAUGCAGGAUCUGCCACUGUGAGGGGGAUGACGAGUGCCCGCUGAUAAUGCCCUGUCGCUGCACUGGGAGCCUGAGUUUCGUCCACCAGGCCUGUCUCAACCAGUGGAUCAAAUCCUCAGACACUCGCUGCUGUGAACUCUGCAAGUUUGACUUCAUUAUGGUAACAAAGCUGAAACCUUUACGCAAGUGGGAGAAGCUACACAUGUCAAAGAGUGAGAGGAGAAAGGUCUUCUGUUCAGUGUUGUUUCACCUGAUAGCAAUAGUGUGUAUGUUGUGGUCAGUCUACAUUCUGGUCAAGAGAACCGCUGAAGAGAUUAGGCUUGGAAAGAACGACGAUUUAUGGAGAGUUUCUCUUCUGAAGUAUUACACGCCACAGGGUGUGCUGGAGUGGCCCUUCUGGACCAAGCUGAUCGUGGUGGCCAUAGGCUUCACAGGCGGCCUCAUCUUCAUGUACAUCCAGUGUAAAGUCUACCUGCAGCUGUGGCGUCGCCUCAAGGCCUUUAACCGCAUCAUCACUGUGCAGAACUGCCCUGAGAAAGACCCGUGCAACUCUCAGGCACGGCCCAGCCCCCUCGUUGACGGCAGGCAUGAAACUGUGGAGGUUCCCGUCAGCCCAGCCCUUGUCCUGGCUCCAGAAGCGCAGGUGGACUCUGACACUUCAGUGGAGGCUGUUGUGGCACCAGCACCAAACCCUGUCUGAGUGAUUCCCCUCGUACUCAGAAGUCCUGAAUCACAACACAAGCUGAUGUGAUCAUGGUCUGACUGAGACUCACUCAAUGUUUUAUAUGUUCUUCUCAGCUCCAUUGAUCACCGAUCUUGAGAGACACGAGUGGAUUUAAAGUGAAAGUCCCUCAGUGAUCAAGGACAACUGAAAGCCUAAGAUAGGGAAAUAAAGCCAUCAGCAAGAAAACCGUUAAGGGCUGCAGUUUCACUAUUUUCAUCUCUGUAUGCAAAAGCAGCAGUGACUUGGCUUAUGUUUCAGGUGUGAAGACCCCGUGGAUGCCAUUAGUCAAAGGUCUCAACAUGCUUCAAAUGAACUUUGACCGACAUCGCACAUCUGAAGUUGGCCAG
Monopterus albus (swamp eel) is the source of this 1611-nucleotide messenger RNA. It is a transcript of the gene marchf1, whose product is annotated as membrane-associated ring finger (C3HC4) 1. Gene Ontology annotation, molecular function: zinc ion binding. The coding region runs from base 332 to 1240 and encodes 302 amino acids. Lineage: Eukaryota; Metazoa; Chordata; Actinopteri; Synbranchiformes; Synbranchidae. The record is from RefSeq and is a predicted model, not a curated record. The transcript is spliced from 8 exons.